AUGAACAGAAUAAUAAGAAAGACGCUCGCGUUCUCCCUGCUCGGCCUAUUCGCGCCGGCAGUGGCUGAUAUAUGCUCAAAUCUAGAGGCUGCUACCAGCACAAGUGGUAUCCUCACUCAUCAGCUAUCUCUAGCAUACGAAACAGAGAUUCAAAACUACUGGUCCGCCGCUUGCACCGGUCUACGUCCAUCAUGUAUGAUGUUUCCGACUAGUGCCGACGAAGUCGCAGAUAUCGUCCACGCCCUUCACCAGACCGAUGAUUUGUUUGCUAUAAAGUCCGGGGGACACAUGCCCAACAACGGCUUUUCGAGCAUUCAAGGUGGCUUGUUGAUUUCCACUAAGAAGCUCAACAAUAUUGUUGCGUACGAUGCAGAGACACAGACGGCCAAGGUAGGUCCGGGAAUGACCUGGGCCGAAGCGCAGAAGGGCUUAGAUGGAACGGGAGUGACUCUCGUUGGGGGUCGAAUGGGCGGUGUGGGAAUCGGUGGUUACAUUCUUGGAGUCGGUCUGAGCUUUUUAAGCUCACAGCAUGGCUGGGCUGCAAAUAACGUUGUUGACAUUGAAGUCGUCCUGGCCAACGGUACAAUCGUGCAUGCCAACGAUUCCGAAAACCAAGAUCUCUUCGCGGUCCUCAAAGGGGGUGGCAACAACUUCGGCAUCGUGACCCAAUACACUCUCAAAACCCACCCUAUCUCUGAAAAGGUAUGGGGAGGAGUGGUGACCUUCUCCAAAGACCAGACUCCCCAACUUCUUGAGGCUAUCCGGAACUUCGUUGAAUACUACCCAGACGACAAAGCAGCUAUUAUCCCGACCUGUGAACACACCUCACUUUUCACUAGCUGGUUUGUGUUCUUUUUCUACGAUGGUGCUACUCCCCCGGCCGAUGUUUUCGCCAAUUUCACGAGUAUCACUUCAGAGACGAGCACUAUACGGACAUGGGAUAGCUAUUAUGACUUGCUUCAAAGCAAUGACGGAUAUGACUUGCACGGCCAACGAUAUGCCAUUGCGACUGAGACAACGCCCUUGCCCAGCGCGGAAGUCGGUUCAGAAGUCUUGAACACUAUCUGGGAAACAUUUUACAAUGUUACUUCUGAUGUCGUCCUCGAGCUUGGAGUGAUCGCGACCAUCGCGUUGCAGCCCAUGCCUCGCACUAUCACUAGUAAAGCAAAAGCUCGUGGCGGGGACCUACUUGAUUUCCCCGAUACCACAGACUACGUCAUUUUUGAGCUCGACAUUUCUCAUUCUCUCUCAAUCGACGAUGACACCACGGAGGCAGCAAUUCAGUCCCUUUAUACUAAAAUAGGCAACCGUGUCGAGAGUUAUAUCCAAGACGGUACCUUGCCGGAUGUGUACAGGCCACUAUUCAUGAAUGAUGCCCAUGGUACACAGGAUUAUUGGGCCCGCAUCUCGCCAAAAUCGCGGAACCUCGCAAAGCAGGUUAGAGAGAGUUACGAUCCAGAUAUGUUCUGGCAGAACAGAACCUCUGGCGGAUUCCGAGUGGAAUAG
Messenger RNA from Talaromyces rugulosus, 1506 nucleotides. RefSeq lists its product as uncharacterized. The record is from RefSeq and is a predicted model, not a curated record. Gene Ontology annotation, molecular function: FAD binding. NCBI's taxonomy places the organism in Eukaryota, Fungi, Ascomycota, Eurotiomycetes, Eurotiales, Trichocomaceae. The transcript is spliced from 7 exons. The coding region runs from base 1 to 1506 and encodes 501 amino acids.